Messenger RNA from Vicia villosa (hairy vetch), 2163 nucleotides. RefSeq lists its product as uncharacterized. Bases 1 to 2163 code for a protein of 720 amino acids. The record is from RefSeq and is a predicted model, not a curated record. Lineage: Eukaryota; Viridiplantae; Streptophyta; Magnoliopsida; Fabales; Fabaceae. The transcript has a single exon.
AUGACUCCUCCACCUCCCUCACCGCCACCCACUAUCGCUGAACUAUCCGCCACCCUCAGUCAACUUCUCCACAGCCAACAAUCGUUUCAAUCUAGUGUUUCCGCUAACAUCAACGCUUUAACAUCUGAGUUUCAUGAUCUGCGAGCUCGCAUUCCACCACCAGGUUUUGCGUCCCCAUUCUCGUCGAUUGGAUCUGAGAUGCACUCCUUUCCCACUACUACCAUGAAGCUCGAUAUACCGCGCUUUAAUGGAACUGAUCCCUUGGGUUGGAUCUUUAAGAUCAACCAAUUUUUCGACUAUCACAUGACGCCGGAAGACCAACGACUUCGCAUCGCCUCUUUCUACAUGGAGGGCGAAGCUUUAGGGUGGUUUCAAUGGAUGCACAGCAACAACAUGCUACUCUCGUGGUCCGCUUUCUUACAAGCCAUUGAGUCCAGAUUCGCACCGUCGCUCUACAAAGAUCCCAAGGGUGCUUUGUUCAAACUUUGUCAAACUUCGUCCGUGAAAGAAUAUCAGGCUCAGUUUGAAUCACUCGCAAAUCGCAUCAUCGGACUACCACCUCCCUUUUACCUCAGUUGCUUCAUUUCUGGACUCAAACCGGCCAUCCGUCGAGAGGUGCAGGCGUUUCAGCCCCUUUCCCUUACUCAGGCGAUCCACUUGGCAAAACUUCAGGAAGAGAAAUACAUGGAUCGUACUCCAUUUCCUGCGAAAUCGUUCCAACCCGCCGCACCCACAACCGGAAGUUCAUCCUCCUCCUUCAAGCCUUCAAUCACCGUUAACCCACCUAAACCACCAACACCAAUCAAACGCCUUUCUCCAGACGAAUUACAAGCUCGAAGGGAAAAAGGGUUAUGUUAUAACUGCGACGAACGUUUUCACACCGGCCACCGUUGCCGCCGGUUAUUCCACCUUUUGAUUGUGGAACCUGAAGUGAUGGCGAACACCGACAUUCCUCCUACUGAGAACGAUUGGGAAACUCCUCGUGACUCACACCAAAUUGACGGGCCAGAACCGGACCCGGCCCAAAUCAGCCUUCAUGCCCUUAUGGGCCACUCGAUACCACAAACCCUUCGGGUCAUGGGCCAGAUCCGAACCAGUCCAGUGGCCAUCUUGAUUGAUAGUGGGAGUACCCACAAUUUUCUACAAGAUAGGGUAGCUAAACAAUUGGGCUUAAUGAUUGAAGCGGCCCAUUCUUUCAAAGUCUUAGUAGGGAAUGGAGAGGAGCUUCAAUGCUCUACCAUGUGUCGCAAUGUUUCUUUGAUUUUGGGCCAGCAGGAAUUUCACAUUGAUCUGUUUAUUCUUCCAAUCAGCGGUGCGGAGUUGGUUUUGGGGGUGCAAUGGCUCAAAACCCUAGGCCCAAUUGUCACGGAUUAUGAGAAGCUUACUAUGAGUUUCAACAAUCAUGGAACACCUGUUCACCUACAGGGCAUUCCCAAACCCGGCCCAAGCGAAGCAAACCUCCAUCAACUACAACGUAUGGUGGACACCAAUGCUAUUGACACGUGCGUACAAUUCCAAUUUCUCAACAAUGAAGCACACCUUCAUUCACCUCUCAUUCAUGAUGAACGAAUUUCCCAGAUUCUCACAAAAUACUCUCCACUAUUUCAAUCUCCAUCAUCACUACCACCUCAAAGACCGGCUGAUCACAAAAUUACCCUCACCAGUAACUCUGAUCCGGUGAAUGUACGACCCUAUCGCUAUCCUCAUUUUCAAAAGCAAGAAAUUGAAAACCAGAUUCGCGAAAUGCUCAAUCAAGGCCUCAUUCGAGCGAGCACCAGCGCUUUUUCCUCCCCAGUUCUUCUUGUUCGUAAGAAGGAUGGUAGUUGGCGAUUCUGCGUCGAUUACAGAGCGUUAAAUGCCAUCACUGUCAAAGAUAGGUUCCCAAUACCAGCCAUUGAUGAACUUCUAGACGAACUCUAUGGUACUCAUUGGUUUUCUAAGUUGGAUCUUCGCUCGGGGUAUCAUCAGAUACGUAUGACUUCCUCUGAGAUCCACAAAACAGCAUUUCGCACACACUUCGGGCACUACGAAUUCUUGGUUAUGCCCUUUGGGCUCUAUAAUGCUCCUUCGACAUUUCAGGCCAAUAUGAACCUCAUCUUUGAGCCGUAUCUGCGCCGUUUUGUUAUUGUCUUUUUUGAUGACAUCCUUGUCUAUAGCUGUUAA